Sciurus carolinensis (gray squirrel) is the source of this 4443-nucleotide messenger RNA. RefSeq names its product general transcription factor IIi (gene Gtf2i). NCBI's taxonomy places the organism in Eukaryota, Metazoa, Chordata, Mammalia, Rodentia, Sciuridae. Gene Ontology annotation, biological process: transcription by RNA polymerase II. Gene Ontology annotation, molecular function: DNA-binding transcription factor activity. The record is from RefSeq and is a predicted model, not a curated record. The transcript has 38 exons. The coding region runs from base 338 to 3376 and encodes 1012 amino acids. Gene Ontology annotation, cellular component: nucleus.
GAAAUAUGGUUCAGUACAGAGAGGAAAACAUGCGAAAAGACAGAAGAGGAUUUCCUUAGACUUGUUUAUCCAAGAGAAGAACACAGCCUCAGCUCUCAGGGAAGGUGCCUCUCCGCAAUCUAGCCACUCGUCUGUUUGUAUUGGGGAUUAAACCCAGGAGGACUCCUGCCAAGACACAUCCACAGUUCUUAUUUUUUCUCAAGUCUUGUUAUGUUGCCAAGGCUGGCCUUGAACUCAAGAUCUUCCUGUCUCAGCCUUCCAAGUCCCUGGGAUUACAGGACCUGCUAAGUUGUUUUCCCCAGCAGCUGUGCAUCAUUUUGCAUUCCAAGCACCAUGCAUGAAGGUUCCAGUUCCUGUACAUCUUUGCAACAGGAUCAUGGCCCAGGUAGCGAUGUCCACCCUGCCUGUUGAAGAUGAGGAGUCUUCGGAGAGCAGGAUGGUGGUGACCUUCCUCAUGUCUGCCCUCGAGUCCAUGUGUAAAGAGCUGGCCAAGUCCAAGGCAGAAGUGGCCUGCAUCGCCGUGUACGAGACAGACGUGUUCGUGGUGGGCACCGAGAGGGGCCGCGCUUUCGUCAACUCCAGAAAGGAUUUCCAGAAAGAUUUUGUAAAAUACUGUGUUGAAGAAGAAGAAAAGGCUGCAGAGAUGCAUAAAAUGAAAUCUUCAACCCAGUCUGGCCGGCUGAGCGUGGAUGCUGUAGAGAUUGAAACACUCAGAAAAACAGUUGAGGACUAUUUCUGCUUUUGCUAUGGGAAAGCUUUAGGCAAGUCCACAGUGGUGCCCGUACCGUAUGAGAAGAUGCUGCGAGACCAGUCGGCCGUGGUAGUACAGGGGCUUCCAGAGGGAGUUGCCUUUAAACACCCCGAAAAUUAUGACCUUGCAACCCUGAAGUGGAUUCUGGAGAAUAAAGCAGGGAUUUCAUUUAUCAUCAAAAGACCUUUCCUGGAGCCAAAGAAACACCUAGGUGGUCGUGUGAUGGUAACAGAUGCUGAAAGGCCCAUACUGUCUCCAGGUGGAAGUUGUGGCCCCAUCAAAGUGAAAACUGAGCCUACAGAAGAUUCUGGCAUUUCUCUGGAAAUGGCAGCUGUGACAGUAAAGGAGGAGUCAGAAGACCCUGACUACUACCAGUACAACCUCCAAGCAGGCCCUUCUGAAACUGAUGAUGUUGAUGAAAAACUGCCCCUUUCGAAGUCUUUGCAAGGAAGCCAUCAUUCUUCAGAAGGCAACGAAGGAGCAGAAAUGGAAGUGCCCGCAGAAGAUUCUACUCAACAUGUCCCUUCAGAAACAAGUGAGGACCCUGAAGUUGAGGUGACUAUUGAAGAUGAUGAUUAUUCUCCACCCACCAAGAGACCAAAGAGCAAUGAGCCUCCACAGCCGCCAGUCACGGAACCUGCGAACGCCGGGAAGCGGAAAGUGAGGGAGUUCAACUUCGAGAAAUGGAAUGCUCGAAUUACUGAUCUACGUAAACAAGUGGAAGAAUUGUUUGAAAGAAAAUACGCUCAAGCAAUAAAAGCCAAAGGUCCGGUGACGAUCCCAUACCCUCUUUUCCAGUCUCAUGUUGAAGAUCUUUAUGUAGAAGGACUUCCUGAAGGAAUUCCUUUUAGAAGGCCGUCUACCUACGGAAUUCCUCGCCUGGAGAGGAUAUUGCUUGCAAAGGAAAGGAUUCGUUUUGUGAUCAAGAAACAUGAACUCCUCAACUCCACCCGGGAAGACUUACAGCUUGACAAGCCUGCGUCAGGAGUGAAGGAGGAGUGGUACGCCAGGAUCACCAAGCUGAGGAAGAUGGUGGACCAGCUCUUCUGCAAGAAGUUCGCUGAGGCCUUGGGGAGCACUGAAGCCAAGGCUGUACCGUACCAAAAGUUUGAGGCGCAUCCUAAUGAUCUCUAUGUGGAAGGGCUACCAGAAAACAUUCCUUUUAGAAGUCCCUCCUGGUAUGGAAUCCCAAGGCUGGAGAAAAUCAUUCAAGUGGGCAGUCGGAUUAAAUUUGUUAUUAAAAGACCAGAACUUCUGACUCACAGUACAGCUGAAGUCACUCAGCCCAGAACGAACACGCCAGUCAAAGAAGAUUGGAAUGUUAGAAUUACCAAGCUACGGAAGCAAGUAGAAGAGAUUUUUAAUUUGAAAUUUGCUCAAGCUCUUGGACUCACUGAGGCAGUGAAAGUACCGUACCCUGUGUUUGAAUCAAACCCGGAGUUCCUGUAUGUGGAAGGUUUGCCAGAAGGAAUUCCCUUCCGAAGCCCCACCUGGUUUGGAAUUCCACGACUUGAAAGGAUUGUCCGUGGGAGCAAUAAAAUUAAGUUUGUUGUUAAAAAACCUGAACUAGUCGUUUCCUACUUGCCUCCUGGGAUGGCCAGUAAAAUAAACACUAAAGCAUUGCAGUCCCCCAAAAGACCACGAAGCCCCGGGAGUAACUCAAAGGUGCCUGAAAUUGAGGUCACCGUGGAAGGCUCUAACAACAACAAUCCUCAGACCUCCGCUGUUCGCACUCCCACCCAGACUAAUGGCUCCAACGUUCCCUUUAAGCCGCGUGGGAGAGAGUUCUCGUUUGAGGCCUGGAAUGCCAAGAUCACGGACCUGAAGCAGAAAGUGGAAAAUCUUUUCAACGAAAAAUGCGGGGAAGCUCUUGGCCUCAAGCAGGCGGUGAAGGUGCCCUUUGCGUUAUUCGAAUCCUUCCCGGAAGACUUCUACGUGGAAGGCUUACCUGAGGGCGUGCCCUUCCGGAGACCGUCUACUUUUGGCAUUCCAAGGCUGGAGAAGAUACUUCGAAACAAGGCCAAGAUCAAGUUCAUCAUUAAGAAGCCAGAAAUGUUUGAGACGGCGAUCAAGGAGAGCACCUCCUCCUCCAAGAGCCCCCCCAGAAAAAUAAAUUCAUCACCCAGUGUUAACACGACCGCGUCAGGUGUGGAAGAUCUUAACAUCAUUCAAGUGACAAUUCCAGAUGAUGAUAAUGAAAGACUGUCAAAAGUUGAAAAGGCAAGACAGCUAAGAGAGCAAGUGAACGACCUCUUCAGCCGGAAGUUCGGUGAGGCCAUCGGCAUGGGCUUCCCCGUGAAGGUGCCCUACAGGAAAAUCACCAUCAACCCUGGGUGCGUGGUGGUCGAUGGCAUGCCCCCCGGAGUGUCCUUCAAAGCCCCCAGCUACCUGGAGAUCAGCUCCAUGAGAAGGAUCCUAGAUUCUGCUGAGUUUAUCAAGUUCACCGUCAUUAGACCAUUUCCAGGACUUGUGAUUAACAACCAGUUGGUGGAUCAGAAUGAGUCAGAAGGCCCUGUGAUCCAAGAGUCAGCUGAGCCGAGCCAGCUGGAAGCACCAGCCACGGAAGAAAUUAAGGAGACGGAUGGAAGCUCUCAGAUCAAGCAGGAACCAGACCCCACGUGGUAGACUUACUUCCUCCCAGCUUAAAGUAUCAGUGGUUGAGAAGAGCUUUUUGGACCUGUUACUGCCCCAAGCUGUGUAAUAUACUUGUAUAACAGAAAUACCUUCUAUACAAACCUUUUUUUCUACUUUUAGAUAGAAAUGUCUACUUUUUCAGCAGUUCUGUGAAUUGAAUUAAAGAGCAGAGUGACUGUAGAUUUGGAAUGGCUGGCUUACUUUGGAAUGUAUAUUGAGGAUUUCAGCACUGCUGGGAACACGACAGGGAAGUGACAGGGUGACUCUCGGCAGACGUUUUGCAUAUCAGCAGAGCCUCCGGCGUGGCGUGCGUUUCCCAGUGAGUGAAGAUAUCUGCUCCUGGAACAUCUCAGCUUCUGCAGCGAAGAAAUUCCUGUGAUAGUCAGUUCUUUAGUUUUUCUAUUUGGAAAAUCACUUAAACGAUCCUCUGUUCACAGCUGUCUUGACGACCGGGUGAGCAGCUAGUUGUCUGUGUAUCUGACUAAACCUUUUCCUACGCUGUCGAUCAUGGUUCAUACGUUUUUACCCUGAUUAACUACCGUGUGGAUGCCCUGACGGUCGGCAGGAGGCCGCACCAGCGCGUGGUGUGGACGGUGUGCAGAAGCCUCUUUCUUCACUUGUACUUUCCGUCUAAAUAAAAUGCAUCGUGUAGCCCGGGCACUGAGGUCAGGUCUGAGCGUUGGGGUGAGCUGCGCCUCGGGACCUGUGUGGCCUGGGCUGUCACGGCCUUGGAUGUUUUCUAAUUCUGCGUGUGACACUGAGGCCCCAGUGGGCAGCAGGGUCUCCAGGUUGAUGAAUUCUGCACCCUUGCUAUUCCGCGCCAUCCGUAGGAGAGUCCACGUGUGCGGAGAGUUCACAGACGGUGGGAGUUGUAAAAUACCAGCUGUAAAAGCUAGAGUACAUGGCGGCAUAGAGUUCUCGUUAGCUUUAUCACGAUAUUCACAAUGGAGAAUUAUAUACAUGGUAGCAAAAAUAGGCAUUUUUAUGUGUUGCUUAUAUUUUACCUCAAAUUAAAUUGUAGAUAUAGGGUAAUAAAUAAAGUCCAUCCAUGCCUUUCA